GGGACCCAUUGUCUGCCAUUUCUAUUAUUAUUAUGCAGGAUCUGCCCGGAAUGACAGCUAAACCGUCGUGAACGCAGAGUUCCAUGUCACAAUGUACAGUACAUUACGAACUUCACGCACUAUUAAUCUAGGGAUUUUUUCGCAAAUUACAGCAAUAAAGUAUCAGUUGAUUUGCCACGGCUGAGAAUCUGGGAUAUGGAUUCUCCAAAUUCAUCGGCAACGAGAACGAGUUUGGAAUCUUCCAGUACUGAAGCCCAGUACGUGAACGUAGCUUCGACCGUUUCCUUCCCGACGCAGAUGUUGAUAAUAAUGUCAUACUAUUCCCACUGUCAGUAACUCGACUUCUCAUGGAACGAUGUUAAUGACCUACCUCCGUCGCCUCAUACGUCUCUACCUCUUUGAAACGAAUUUCGCCCUCCCCGUUUUCAGUUGACAAAGGCUGUUCUACCGACAUGCAGGUAUUGAAUAGCGGUUUUCCGAAAUGCCUGGACUGUUGCAAAACAUCUAUUAGUGAGCAACAUCCAUUUCGCAGCCGGUUUCUGUUCUCUGCCUGGUUUCUCGCUAAGACAUCGCUACACCUGUCUUCAAUCGUGAAUCGUAAUCGACAAACAAGCACGUUGAAAAAUGAGCCAAUGAUAUUAUGGAUUUCCGGGAUCGGAACGUCACGCCCAGAUAUAACCAUUCCAAAACACACGUCGUCCAACUGCGUGUAUUUCCGCAAUACCAUACCCCAGGCAAUCUGAAAAAUGUUGCUCUUGGUGACCCCCUUAUCAAGGCAGAAGCGAUUCAGCAAAGCUUUAUCAGCAACUUCUCUACUCAUGGUGCGAAGCCCCUUUUGACAUCCGUUACUUUGGAUUUGGGGAAACAUGCAAGGUUGGAUAUCGACCAUUUGGGUUAUCCAGUAGUCCAUCUGGCUUUUGAAAUCAGCGAUAUCGUAAAAGUAUGCAACGGCGGAUCUGUAUAGCGGGGCUGGGGAGGAAGAGAGCUGUCCUCUGUACGCCUUUGACAGCUCUCGUAAUAUUAUUAGGAGUGAAGUUGCGUCUAGAAAAGCGUCAUUUCCCUCGAGCUUGCAGAAAAUACGACCGGAUUCGGUUUUGCAGAUGGUGAAUUGAUAUGGAAGCGCACCGAUGUCUCUGUUACUCAAGGAAGACUUGCGCAACAGAUCCGUAACUUCGUUAUCCGUACAUGAGAGGAUUUGGACUUUGAUAUUUGAUGUCUUCCGUACAACGUGGAUCUUCUCCUGGCCGUUGGUUCCGCGACUAAACAAAAUCGUUCUCAGGGCCGGGUGGCGCCGUACAACAUCCUCCCAUGCAUUUCCUAGACGCACUGGCCACACAGCGCACUGGGGGACUUUUGAAGUUACUUCCCAUAUGGUAUAAGACUGGUAUUCAAAGGCAUUCAGCGACUGGGUGACAAGAAGCCCUUCAUGCACCCGGGUGCAUGGGUACGCAUCUUCUAUUUCGUCGUAAGCAAUUCCCAGGUUAGCUUUGAGCCUGAAUUCGAAUUUAUCUUCUUCAGCAGGUGACAAGGAAAGCAAAGCGAACCGGGCCAUCUGUUGUUUCCUUUCACUAGGUGUGGAUGGUGGUGUUAGCUCCAUAGAAGGCUUUGCUUUCGAUGCUAUGAGUUUGACGGUUUUUGCGUCGAAAACAUCCAGAGCGGUCAGCGACAAGCCAUCUUCUCUGCACAGAGUGACCAACUGUAUUGCAGAGAUCGAGUCACCGCCUAGUCUGAAGAAGUCAUCGUCGAUACCGACCUCGUCUGUUUCCACACCGAUGACUCGUGCAAUAAUGUUUCUAAUUUUUUCCUCGUGUUCUGACACCGGGCCCUGAGAUUCAUUGGGGCAUGAUAUAAUCGGUUGGAGGGAGCUUAAGUUUUUUUGAGAAACCGCGAAUCGCAGGAGGUCUUUGUCGGGCUGGGCGGCAGCCGUCCGCGGUACAUAAUUGAUUGGGAGACAGAGAAUCGGCAACAUACUCCAAGAGAGAGCUCUGUUCAUAUAAUCCAUCAGCUCACAAAGUUUGAGCUUGAACUUCUCCUCUGGAACAGCGAAGAGCGCUGCCUCUGUGUUUUGAUGUCCCGAGUUCUCGCAAACAAAGACAGUGAGCCUCUCUUCACACAGAUCUUUGGGGCAAACCAUUUCAACGACCACUUGGUACUGUUUGCCUAGGUAGUUUUGUGCUUGGGACUCAGCGUCGCGCAAGAGACCGGACUCGUUCAUCCGUUGCCCUGUAUUGGGAAUUAAGCUCCCGAUUCUUUGGGCUGGAUUAUCUGUAAUACUGUGGAGGACAUGGUCAAAGCGCUCCAGCAUUAUCUGCGUCUCAUCGUGCUUCAAAACACAGCUAUCAAAAACGGCAGUGAUAGACAAUGACCGUUCCCCGGAGAGUUCACACACCAUUGUUAGCGGAUGGGUGCUAAAUUUCAGCUGUUCGGCGGAAUUGUCCGGAGAUUCCGUAAACAGGUUGGAAGAGACUGUAGUCUUCCGUGGCUGUAUAACGAGCAAGGUUUGGAAAUCACACGCUGCAGAUGCUUCUUGUCCAUAACUUCUGAUUCGUCGCAAUCCUGUCUGUUCGAACUGAAUCAGUUUGGUUGCGUGCUCUUGCAUUUCCCUGAGUGUUUCUUCGAUGCUUAGGGCAGGGUGAAGUAUAGUGCGAAGCGGAAACGUAGCUAUGGUGGGUCCUGUCAUUUGAUAGAUCCCAGGGACCGGAGCGCCGCGACCAGCCACAGUGACCCCGAAGACCACGUCAUUGGUUUCCAUAUACCAUGAAAGAAGGGUGGCGAACGCCAAUCUAAUCACUGUGGAUGAAGUAUAACUACCCCUUGGCCAUUCGGAAAUCACAAUGUGCCGGGUGACGGUUCUGAUGGACAUUGGGCUGUACCCUACCGGGACGAGUGGACAUGGAAAUCCUAUUGUUCGCAGCCCUUGGAACUCUGCACUCCAGAAAUGACGCGCAAGCCCGGGAUUCAAACGGUUGACAUACUCUAUAAAUAGCGUGAAAGGCUGCGAUGGUAAGUGUAUUCCGUUAUAUGCAUUUUCAGUGGCAUCCAAGAUACGCUGGUAUGACCAUCCAUCAAACAGAGCAUGAUGAAUUGUGAGGGUGAAAGUCAAUGGUACUUCCUCGUUCCCUUCACCAGCAAGUGAAGUUGAAACUAGGGGUGCCCCGAGCGACAUGAAUUGUUCAGGAAAUUCCAAUUCAUUUUCAAUCAAUUGACAUUGUGGGCCCCCUUCGGAACUCACAACCUGGAAUGCUUGAAGUGAAUCUGCCAGAAUAAUUCUCGUCCGCAGAAUGGGAUGUCCAUCGCAAACCUCUGCCCAGGCUCUCUUAAACCGAGCCACAUCGACGUGUCUUGUCAUUUGAAAGUGGAAACUACAUUGAAGUGAGCCAGGCGAUCUUGCCGUGUAUGCAAUGAAAGACUCUUGCAAGGGCGUGCAAGGAUAUAUGUCUUGAAUGCUUUCAGGGCGGAUGCAGCAUUUGCUCGCUGCGCUCGAGAUCAUCGUCCCCUUUCCCAUGGAGUUCAACAGGGAAAACGGCGGCGGUUGUUGUUGAUCGUGGUUCGCUUGAUCUGCUGCUAUAUUACGUGCCAAAUUGGAAAUCGAUUGAUCGGCGAACAGAGAUUCCACCGUGAUUUUGAGCCCCUGUUGACGUGCUGUUUCCACAAACCUGACUGCAGAGACAGAGUCUCCACCCAGUCUUAAAAAGUUAUCAUCCAUUCCAACGGUGGUCAAUGGCAGACCGAGAACUGUCGCAAGUAACUGUUGGACAAGCUCCUCAAUAGGAGUUUCUGCCGGGCUGAGACCUCUGUCCCCACUAGUAGCCAUUCGGUAAUCUCUCAGCUGGGUCUCUGGUAAAUUUCCGACAGCGUUUUGCAACGCUCGCCGAUUUACCUUUCCUGUUCGCGUCACAGGCAUAGCAGCCAAUGGGAUGUAUGCUGCAGGUACCAUAUAUGUUGGGAGCGCUUUUUGCAAAUGAACUUUCAAGCGCGCUACAUCUUCGCGAAAUUCUCUAUCUGGGGCACAUAUGGUGACACUGGCGACUAAUUCCGCUGUAAAUACCGGCUGUUUGGCCACGAAUAGAACCAAGGAAGACCUUCGUGUUUCGUGAGUUAUUAUUUCGGCGACAACCAUUGCUUCUUUGAGGCAUUGUUGUGAGAUGUGUUCAAUUUCUCCGAGCUCAACCCUUUGUCCAUAUACUUUAACUUGCGUGUCCUUUCGUCCAAUGUAGACAAUAGAGCCGUCAGAACUGUAUCUUGCCAGAUCUCCUGUUUUAUAAAACCGGUGGUCUGAGCCCAUGCCAAACUCUGAUGCCCAUUCGGGGCUGCUGAUGAAUGCAGCUGCGGUCUGCUCGGGCCUCUUGAGAUAUCCUCGAGAAACGAUGGGGCCGCCGAUUACAAGCUCUCCGAUUGUCCCAAUAGCUGCAAGGCAAUUGUGAUUAUCCUUAUCUACAAUCCAACAUGACCCGCCAAACGAGAACCCUAUGUUCCCCGGCUCAGUCACAUGGGGUUGCACAUUAGCAACAACGGUGCAUUCCGCAGGCCCAUAAGCGCAUAUCAAGCGCACUUUUUCGUGCCACAGAGCUAUGUCCAAUGAUGUCAUGGAUUCCCCGCCUAAAAUAAGAGUCUUCACUCUCGGCACAUCUUCGGGCAUUAACAGUUUGGCAACCGUUGGCGUGAGUUCUGCCCAAUUGACAUGUAAAUCUCGAACUGCAUUUUUCAGAUCAUUCAGCCGUUGAAACUCGGAAGGGAUACAGACGCACCCUCCGAGUAUCAACGUAGUCAAACAUUCAUGAAUACUGAUAUCGAAGGCAUAAGAUGCGAACUGGAGGACCCUGGAUGAACUGUUGAGAUUUUGAGCUUUACUGCUGGCGAUUGCGUUAGAGCAGAAUGAGGCAUGCUCAAUUACAAUUCCUUUCGGCGUUCCUGUCGAUCCUGACGUGUAGACUACAUAUGCAGGGUCGUGGGAUUGUACUCGUGGCUGGUUUGGUGACGGAUCCAACCCCCAAGAGCGAGUACAGUCACCAACUGCUAUUGUUGUGCAGCUUAAGUUAUGCUGUACUAGCCAAUCGGCACAGAUGAUGACAUCUGCUUCAACAUCUUCACAGAUAUCCCGCAAGCGCUUCUUGGGAUACGUAGAGUCCAACGCAACGAAGGCAGCACCGGCCUUAAGGACCCCUAACAUUGCAACAACUGCCCAUUUAGACUUUUCGAAAAGGAGAGGAACUAUGGAUCCCGAUCCAACAUCCAGGGCUGAUAAUCGUGCCUGGACCCUCCAAGACAGGGCGUCUAGGUCUUGGUAGGUCAUGUCCCCAUCCCAAGCACAUACUGCUUGAGAAUCGGGAUGAAGCAUACAUUGCAAAUGGAAUAGUGCAUGGAUGCAACAAUCGAGAGGGUACGUGGGUGCUCGGGUAUUCCAUGCAGAUAUUUGCUGCUUGUGAUAAUCACCCAAUAGCGGCGACUCUGAAAGUGCCCGCGACGGGCUACAUGAAAGACAUCCGAGGAUUGCACCCAGUGUGGCAAUCACGUUACGAGCCGCGGGAUGGCUCAAGAUCGAAGUUGAAUAGCGCAUCGAAACUUGUGGUGCGAGUGCUGACGAGUUCACGAUUACUGAAAUAUCCUCAAUCUAAAAUGGCACGAUUGUUAAUGGACUGUGAGCAACCAUGUUGACAGUCAACAUUAUGGAAUUUCUUACCAUUGGGAGGCGAUCGCCAUCGUUCGAAAUCCAUCCUAGAGUAUCAACGUCCUCCCACAGAAGGCAGGUAUUGAAAUGUUCGUGGCGACUACACUCUACCGUUGGCCAUUCCCGAAGUUUCUGAAGACGGACGGAGUUGGAGAUCGGAGAGCUUGCGUCUACCACUGCUACCACCUGGUCUAUCACAUUCCCCUUCAGAUCUUCUCCGACGCCAAAAGUGACGGUGUCGGAGUCGGUGUAUUUGUGAAGAAGUAUAGACCACCCAAAUUGAACUAGAUCGAACAGGGGUGCGGUAUUUUCUAUGGCCGCCUGUUUUGUGACGUAUUCGAGGCAACCAUGAUCCAAAUAUACCAACUCAAACUGGCGACCUUCUAGGCCGGAGGCAUCUAACUUGGGAAAUAUGCAACGACGUUCCUGCUGUCUGUGUUCGGACAUUGCGCGCCUGGGGUUCUGACAAAUAAAAUUUAUACGUAUGAUCUAAGAAUUGUCGGUGUAUGUCAUGAAUCAUAAAGGUUCUUUUAAUCGGUCUUCACAUUAUUUCAAGGUAUAUAUGGUCUAUGUGGGGUCUCUGUAUUGUGCAAACUUCAAUUAUAUAUUGAAUCGAAGAGAAACUCCACCAGAAGCCUCAUGCGUCAGCGAGAUGUUGGAGCCUCCUAUGUUUAGAGACAAUGAAUGGCAUUCGACUAUCCGGCUCCAUAUUGAUCGGGGGGAAUUGAUUUGCUAUCCUAUUCCAUUCUACGGUUUUGUGUCCCUGUUUCCCUGUUUCUUUCCCUACCCGCCUCCAGGCUCUCCGAAUUGAUUCUACCUAGAGAUAGGAAUUUCACAGUGUGUCAUUCCAAUCGAUGGCUUUUGCUUCUCAUCUGAAGAUCAUAUUUGCCAUAAUCGAUGGGAUGACCACUGAUUGUCCUACCUGUAAUCAUAUCAACCCAGCUCUAGGCAGACUUGAGUCCACAUCCCAACCCUAGCCGAAGAUGCUUCCUCAUCCCAAACGUGAGCCCACCAUGCCGACCAGCUAUUUCGUCUAUUCUCUAGUGCCACAAAAUAGCAAUUGACCACAUCUGAGAUUCGUAUACGCCCGAGCUUCCGGCAAGCAAGACAAUUGAACAUCUAGUCUGCGCAACCCACCUAGAAAUUGUCUAAGGAUAUUGAGGAGACCCGGGAGAACGGUUGCUGGUCAUUCUACAUGCAUUGUUGGAAAGACAUGUGUUUUUACGGCUGGAGAGGGCAUCGCUACGGAUCUACCGAAGAAGGCUUGGCGAAGUUGCUACUGCGAUAGUUACAUCGAAUGGAACAGAAACGAAACUUGCAGCCGUCAGCCAGCCAUUCCAGCAACAUGGAUACCCAAUGUCAAGAUUUCCUGUUAGGUGUAAUCGAUGCAGAGUGUCCAAUGGAUGCAAACAAUCAUUCAAGAUGGUAGGCCACCUGGGGACCGCUUUAACAAAUUCAGAAAUGAUGUUCUGAAGUGGGUAGUACUGGCAUUGGAGCGCAGUUUCUAAUCUCUAAUUUGAUUGAGUGCAUAAGAUCCCAAAUCACAAAGAUUCUGUCGUGAAAUUUCCGUCUUGCGGCUUCAUUCCUUCCUGAAUAUACUAAGAUCCAGUAUUUAACUGGGGAACCAUCCCGGUUUACCCAUCAAUAAAAUUCCAACGAGGACUUGCCGUUGAACUUCAUAUUUUGACCAGCUCCCGCAACACAUGAUGGCAACCGAAAACCCCUUGACUGGCGUGACUCUCCCUCAAGAAACUCUUCCCCAGCAAUCGGAUACAGCAGAUUCGCAGUCAUACCACUUGUUGAACAAGUGCUUCACUUUCCCCAAUGUUGAUCAAGAAGAAUGGUGGAAUCGAACGGGCCCAGUCUUGGGGAAACUGCUUUCGGACGCGAAAUAUGAUGUCCAACACCAAUUUCAAUGCCUAUGCUUUUAUGCCCUGAACGUCAUCCCCUUCCUUGGCCCGUUUAAGCUCUCACGAACCUCAGGAGGCUACGAGUCAUCUAUGGGAUCACGCAUCGGACCGUUUGAACUCAGCCAAAAUUUCACCAAGGAUCAAUCCGUCAUUCGAAUGAACUUUGAAGCUACGAACCAUGCUACAAAUACCGGCCGCGACCAAACUAACAGAGUCGCCUUGGAUGAAGCUGUUUCUAAAUUCAAACUGUUACGCAUUGGGAUGAAUGCAGAUCUAUACCACGCAUUACGCAAUUCGUUCCUGGUGACUGAUGAAGAAGAGAAACUGGCCGCUAAAGAAAUAGACCUUGCCAAUUUCCCAUGCAAGACUCAGCAUAAUAUAUCUUUGGAUUUUAAAGACGGCAACGUGCUAGUGAAGUUGUAUCUCUAUCCGCGCCUGAAAUCUAUGAUUACAGGCAAACCCCAAAAAGACAUAGUACUAGACGCAAUUCGACAUGCAGCUGGUGGGGCAUGCGAUCAUUCCUUGGAAAUGAUGCAGAACUUUCUCAAGACAUUGCCUCCAACCAUGGAUAUCGAGCUUCUUGCUUGCGACCUCAUCGAUCCUAAAAAGAGCCGGUUCAAGAUAUAUAUUUUCGACCUUCAAGUUGAUUUUGAGAGUAUUACACGGAUCUGGACGCUCGGCGGACAACUUAACGAUCCAGAAACAUUGUAUGGAUUGUCAUUACUCAAGGAGUUGUGGGAGGCUAUGAAUAUUCCUGCGGGAACGCGCACGAUGCCGGACCGAGUCAAUAGAGAAGGAGACCCGCCUGACCGAGUCCCCCUGUGCAGUAAUUUCGAAAUUUUUCCUGGAAAGAGAUGCCCGCAGCCAAAGAUUUACCUCCCAACUCUAGGUAUUAGUGAUAAGGCUAUCGCCGAUGGUCUCACCAACUUUUUUGAGAAACACGGAUACACGGAGCUCGCAAAGUCCUACAGCUCUCAGGUAUCCUCUUUAAUCCCAAUGUAUAUGCCUGGGUCCGAGAUCGAAACCAGUACGGACUUUCAAGCGUGGGUAUCGUUCGCUUACUCCGAGAAAACCGGCCCAUACACUACAAUAUACUACCAUUAAACAACUAAACCAGCUCUCGGGGACUAUCCAUGUGAAGAGUCUCCACGCAGAUUUCUCAGCAGCUGCUGUGAUAUCUUCAAUGUCAAGCACUCUGGGUCAAUAUUCACUCCUAGUUAGCAUUCGGUAUAUUUUCUCGGCUUCCCCCAACCAACCGGCUGUGCUCCUGUGACAUAUACUUUAAAUGUGCACAUUAGGAUAAGCUAUAUUGGUAGACAUCAGUCAUUGCUCGUUUCUAUUGUGUCUAUCGAUUUUUUCCAGUUAAUAUGUUGAACAUGCAACCUGAAUACAUUUUGAUCUUAUGCAGGCCGUUGGUGAGAUAGUCAAUGCUAAUUACGUCACACCAGGCCUAGUAUCCCAGCCCUGACGCCUGUUUUUCUUCUUUUAACUAAUUGCUGAACAAGAAGCGCAGCCCAUUUGCUGUUGUCUUCGCUUCCCUCUUUUUGUCCGGAAAUGUAUCGUACAUUACUUUACAGACUUAGCGUCUGAUAAUAUAUUAACCAUUUUGAUAAUUCAAGAAGAGAUAUUUAUCUAGAAAGGACAGAUGAAUCGCUACCAACUAGAAGCUGGGUUUCACAAUGGUCAAGCUCCAGAGCAGAAUGAGAGUCGACAUCGAGACGAACCAGGCUUCGCUACCUUUUGAGGUGCACAAAUGUGAUGGCUUGUGCAUAUGUAUCUCUCUGGUGGUUAACUGGAAAUGAUAAAUCGCUGACCUGUACCAUCUUAUAGAGCACGAUACUCGAUCAUUGUAGUUGAAUGGUUAAUGAUCCACAGUAGAUUUAGGAAGUCUUUAAAUCACCCGUAGAAGUGAAACUAUAGUGCUGCUGUCUGAGAUUUUUCACACCUUGGAACAAGUAGGCCAUGUGAUUUGAUUACACAACUUUAUGCAACCUUAGUAGAUCUAAAACAUUUAAUCUAAAACCUCAGAUAUUCA
Molecule: messenger RNA, 9613 nt
Organism: Blastomyces gilchristii SLH14081
Lineage: Eukaryota; Fungi; Ascomycota; Eurotiomycetes; Onygenales; Ajellomycetaceae
Product: dimethylallyl tryptophan synthase
Exons: 2
Coding region: 7372-8682 (436 amino acids)
Biological process (GO): alkaloid metabolic process
Molecular function (GO): transferase activity, transferring alkyl or aryl (other than methyl) groups
Source: RefSeq, a predicted model, not a curated record